AUGGAAGCCAUGCUAUGUCCUUUAGCUCCAGCACCACGUCUCGAAGAGUGGUUAACACAUAGCAACAAAAAAUACUGCGAGCUAUGUGGACACGAGUAUGCGUUCACGCCGCUCUACGACCCAAACAUGCCGGAGAGCAUUCCAAAACGCAUCAUCGUGCGCCAGAUGCUUGCAAACCUCUUGGGCGUGCUGGGGACUGGGCUCAGAUGGCUAGCGGUCGUCAAUCCUGUGGCUUGUGGUGCUGCCGUAUAUUGUGUACUGGUUGACGCGCUUCUACUUUUGGAGCGCGGCGACACUGAUGCCACCAAUGCAACCAUGCAGGCCAAUUCAGCCGGGGCAGUGAUCACAGCUGGCUCGCGCUUUGUUGACCAUGCGUCGUGGCGCGAGUGGUAUUUGGCAGUCCGCGACAACAACACCAUCUGGCGAGAUUACAUCGUAUACGGGUGUUCUAGAGGCAUUGUUGUCAAGAGAACAUCCAUGCUCUGGUUGAAGUCAUCUGUUGAGGGGCUGGCCAAGUGCGUCGAGGGUGGGGUCAUCACAGUGUUUACGGUGCUGGCGUUUUUGGCGCUUUUCCUGCUGCGUGACUGGAUUGUAAUCAACAUGCCUGCUCCUGACGACCUGGUCGACCAAGUGGAGCAGCAGAUCAACAACAACAACAUUGCCAUUGCGCAGGACCGCCAGCGUUUGGAGCGACUGCACCGGCCGUUGUUUGAGCGAAGGCCAUUGGAUGUCCCAGUGCUCGAUGACUUGCCGCCGAAUGAGCGGCCCAUUGGACAGCAGCCCGAGGAGCAGCCAGCUAUUCAGCACCAUGAGGAGGAGCAACAUACCGGGUGGGCUUACGCAGAGGAGGCAUUUGUUGCCGAUGUAGACGGCCUAGCAGACGGGUCUGACAACGAUGAUAUGCCGGAUAUCCCGACGAUGUCAGCGAUCAGGAGGACGUCAGCCGACCCAUCUCCGCUUGUGGGGAUCAUUUCACCUCUAUUGUCAGUAGGUGGUGUCGAUACCGGCAAGGGCAAGGGCAAGGGCAAGGAGCGCGCACCAACACAGUCGUCGGCUUCUGAUGAUGCAUGGUCGUUUGUAUUUGGCGAGUCUUCUUCGUCAGCAUCUGGUAGUGGUGGCAAUGCCGACUCAGGCGCACACACUGGUGCUGCUUCUACUGCUGCGGCUGCUGGCGCUAGGAAUGAUAGGCCAGAGCCUGACAACGACAUGCCUCCUACGUUCACCACAGAGCAUAGUCAAGGACUUGUUGUGCACGCAGAACAGCGCCUGCACGAGAACCCUGACAACGGCAAUGCACGCGACGACGAGGAUCAGUGGGAGGACGAGAGUGACGAUGACGAGGAGGUGCAGCGGCAGCGGCAGCUAGCAGUCCUGCGUGAAUUUCAGCGUGCUCGACAGAUGGAGGGUCUGCACCUAGACCAUCUUUUGCGUCCCAACCCCGGCCCCAACCCAGCGGACCCGCAGCAGCCACGGCAGCAGCCGCAGCGCCGGAUGCGCCUGCGGCAGCAGGAGGCCAAUGCUGAUGCGCCAGUGCCAAAUGUUGGCAACAGAAACCAGGUGCUCGGUGAACAAGAGGACCUUGACGAGGACCAGAACCAGCCUGACCCGGCCCUGGAUCCAGACUUUGUGGAUUUUGAAGGCGCCGAUGGUCUGCUCGAAGCAAUGGGGUUCCGUGGCCCGAUCACCAACGCAAUUCAGUACUUUAUCCUCGUGCUGAUCGUUGUUGCAUUGAUUCUGGCAUUGGGUGCCUGGAUCCCCUAUGUGACUGGGCGUGCAGUUCUGGCCUCUCAUCCCAUCCGGCUUAUGCUGUACCCCGUCCACGCCUGUAUCGAGGUCAUCGAUAUGACUACAGAGUUUGUGGUUGACACGGUGCUGCCCAUGGCAUGGGUUCCUGUCCGCCCAAUCUUUGCCACAGCAACAAACCUGCUUGGUCCGGUACUCCUGCCAGUACUAUCGCUUGCAUUCCCUGGAUUGAGGGAAUCGCUAGCUGGUACCGGCGGUGGUGCUAGCUCGCUAUGGGAUUCCCUUGCCUCGCCCAGUGUUCGGUCGCUACUUCUCGAGGAGCUGCGCCAGUCAUGGAUUAUCGAGCUGCUGUUUCCUUGGAUUAGCACGGCAGCGACUGGGAGUACUAGCGAUCUGCCCACCAAAACAGUUCCCGACAGCAUCGUUGCUGGCGCUGCCGAUGCAUACGCUAACGCAAUUGACAUAGCACGCAAUGCCCUUGACAGCAUCAUGCCCGGUAUAGUCAGCCAGGCCUCGGCCGGCGUUGAUACGCUUUUGGCAUCGGCACAGCGCGGCCUCGAUGGAAUCAGCCAAGUACCCGACUGGGAGAAGGAGAUCUGGAGCCAGUUCAUCGAAUGGGGAAUUCCGAUCGACAAGGUCUCUGUUAUGCUGCAAAACGCUGCGGUCGGGCACACCCUGCACGACCGGCUGGUAACCAUUGGUGUUGGCCACACCACAGUUUUUGUGAUGUGCUGGUUCAUUGUGCGCUACACCCCACGUAUUCUGCGCCAUACGCUGAUCUACACUGUUGCACACAUGCUCUUGCUAAUGCUCAAGGUCAUUGUUUUCGUCACAGUCGAGCUGGUCAUGUUCCCAAUCAUGUGUGGCUUCUGCCUGGAUGUGUCGCUGCUGCCGUUGCAGGCUGGGUCUUCUAUCGCCUCGCGCAUCGCAUUCCUGGCUGCGCAUACGCGACUCUCGCUGUUCCUGCACUGGAUGUUUGGCAUGGUGUUUAUGUAUCACUUUGCCAACUUUGUCGCCUACUGCCGAGAGGUCCUGCGCCCUGGCCUGCUGUGGUUCAUCCGUGAUCCGAAUGACCCGCAAUUCCGGCCAAUGCGCGAUAUCCUCGAGGGCAGUCUAAAGCAGCAGAUGCGCAAAAUAUGGACCGGCGCCAUCAUGUACUUCUCGAUCAUAUUUGUAUGCUUCGGCCUGACAUUUGUUGUGCUGACAUCGCUGUUCAAGUCUGUGUACCCGAUGCACUGGGGCAUUGGCCGCUGGCCAGAGAGCAAACAGCACCUGACGACGCGAGACCUCACAGCUGGGCUCCCAAUUGACCUGCUGUUCCUACACUUUUUGCUCCCGGUGGCGAUCGCGUGGGGGCGGCCCCUGGAGAUACUCGGAUCUGUAUUCAGACACUGGUGGCGAGCUGCUGCUGGUGCAGUACGGCUGACCGAGUUUGUGAUCGGUGAGCGCAACAUCCUUGACGAGGGACGGUGGAUCAUCAAUGGAAUCCCGGCUCCUCUUCCCAAGCUCUGGAUGCCAGUCGGCGUGGUUCAGACUGUUUUUGCCGAGUUUGAGUCUACCUUCACCGAUGAAGCGCGCACAGGUACAGCCGAUGGCGCGCUGCCCACUGACGAGUAUCGGAGACGCUUGCAGAAUGCGAUCGAUGAGGCGCUCCUUGAAACACAUCCAGAGGUGCGCUUCAUCCUCGAUGGCCAGAAUGUCAGGGCUCCAUCUAUUGACACUGUGCCCAUCGUUCAUGGUCGCCGCAUGAUUGUUCCGGUCGAUGCGCAUGGCCGUCCGACUGAGGACAGAUACGACUACGAGGCUGCCGAUGGGCCCAAUAGAGAAGUGGAGAUCAACCGUGGGCGCAAUAUUCCGCCUCAGGCUCCUGAAGACCGCGACCGUGACUUGCGCUACAAGGCUGAAAACUACCGUAUCAUCCACGUGCCACCCAUGUUCUCUGCGCACAUGGUAGCGUACAUGGCCCUAACGUGGCUUGCAAUGGGUCUGGUGAUUGGAGUCGUGCUGACAUCGUCGAUUGUGAUCGGCCGUGCCAUCUAUAGCGAGCUGUGGGGCUUGGACACUCAUGACAUCCACGCCUUUGCGCUGGGGCUGCUGGUCGUUCUGGUGACAAGCGCCAUUGCACAUUGGGUAGUCAAGCGUGCAGUUGAGUUGCUUGACCGAGGCACCGAUCGCCCAGCACGGCUGCGCGAGCUGUGGAGCCAGGCGUCCCGGGUGUGGGCGACUACGUGGAAGCUGGCUGUCACAGGAACAGCAUUCUAUGUGGUUGUGCCUGCGAUAUAUGGCAUUGUGCUCGAGGUCUACUUGAUAACUGUGGUCCGUCAGUACCUCCAAGACGCUGGUAUUGGUGAAAUAAUGAGCCGGACGCUGAGGCAGGUCAUGCUACGUAACUGGCUGUUUAGCAUUCUGCAGCUGCGGGUCAUUGUGUCGCUGCUGCACUUUAUGCCAGAUCUGUUCUGGAGCCGCGAGAUGGACAGGCUGUUCACUGGUCCGCCGCAUACGUGGCACGUCAUGCGUGGUCUCUACGUGUUUGCCCUGCCGGCGAUUGCACUGUCGCUGGUAAGCGCAGCCCUGCCGAUUGGCCUGACCUCGUUUAUCAUGUGGAGGAGCGGCUCGCUUGAUGCAGAGACAUUUGCCAGCAUCUUCGAGCUGGAGGACAUUGAGCUGCUGGCAUGGAGCAGUAAGGUGAUCAUGAUCGUUUCUGUGAUGUGUGGAGCAGCGUUCCAGGGGAUCGUCGUCUACAGGCGCUGGUCACGUUAUGUCCGGGACCGAGCAUACCUAGUUGGUCAGCAGCUGCUCAAUCUGGACGGUACUGGCGUGGAGGCAAAUGGCAGAGGCCCUCAGCCCGAAAAUGCCGAGGAAAUUGCGCAUGCGGAUAUCGUGGCCAACAACAACAACAACAAUAACGAGAACGAUGUCGCUGAGCCAGCGGAGGGCGGUGCGGCCGAAGUCUUCUAA
Linderina pennispora is the source of this 4701-nucleotide messenger RNA. RefSeq lists its product as uncharacterized. The record is from RefSeq and is a predicted model, not a curated record. Gene Ontology annotation, cellular component: endoplasmic reticulum membrane. The transcript has 8 exons. NCBI's taxonomy places the organism in Eukaryota, Fungi, Kickxellomycota, Kickxellomycetes, Kickxellales, Kickxellaceae. The coding region runs from base 1 to 4701 and encodes 1566 amino acids.